Neocloeon triangulifer is the source of this 1297-nucleotide messenger RNA. RefSeq lists its product as uncharacterized. NCBI's taxonomy places the organism in Eukaryota, Metazoa, Arthropoda, Insecta, Ephemeroptera, Baetidae. The record is from RefSeq and is a predicted model, not a curated record. The transcript is spliced from 2 exons. Bases 57 to 560 code for a protein of 167 amino acids.
AGUCUCUCACUCUCUCCAAAGCAUUUAACAUUCACAAUCGUUUCGUUUUAAUAGCAAUGGUGGAUGAUGAAGAUAAAUAUGGGCGCGGCGCAAGUUUUGCCCGCAAAACCAGCCGCCCACAGUUGAUGCGAGCCCUGUCCGACUUUGAAGGCAAAACCAUUCGACGAAGGUAUGUGUGCUUGGGCCUGUUUGUGCUUGUGGGUUUGAUGGCCAGCAUUGUUAUUUACGGAAUCGUGCAUGCCGCGUCCUACGACUCGGACCAUCCGACUAACUCGACAGAGACUCCCGAAGGAGGUCCAUCGUCGCAUAACAACGUGGUCACUAGCGUGGUUCCGGAUAGUGGAGAACCUAGUGGCAAAGAAGAAGGAGGAAAUUCUACCACUGUGGAAGAAACGAUGCAAACUGCAGAAAUAUCAGAUGCAGCGGCGACGCCGCCAGAAGAAAUCACGGAAACAACAACCAAACUUACUACUACACAUUCGACCCAUGAAAGCACCUCCACUAAUGUUACAGUUCUUCAUAAUAAUUUAACUACUUUGACAACUGCACUUUCUUCAUAAUUUAUACUAAUUUUACCAAUAAUUUUAAAAUUUUAUGACGAAAUGAUUAUAAAAUAAUUAUUAUAAAUAAUAUAUCUGUGAUUUUUUUCUGAUUUAUGGAGUUAAUCCUUUUUUUAUGCAGUUGAUGCCGGUGUUAAAUUAUUUUAAAAUAAUUUGCGGUUCAGAACGUUUUAUUUCUUCUUAAUUUAAUAAAUAAAUAUGAAAAAGUAAUGUUCGCAUUGCAUUACGAUCAAAAUCGGAUGAGGAAUAACAGAAAGUCGAAGAAGGGACUGCAGAGUUUUAAACUUAACGAGUUUUACAUAUUCAUGUAAACGCAGUUAACAGGUCGAAAUUAGAGAAAUUUAGCCUUACCUUGUGAUGAGUGGGAUGAGUCAGGCUGUGAGUACAUAAAACUUCAAAAGAUGCAGAAAAUUUCAUCUUUGACGAUCAUCGAGGACGAUUCUGAGUAUAAAUUGUUUUAGAACGUAUUAGUGAAUGAGACUAGUUUUCUGCACACACAAAAAUACACAAGGGUUUACGUGUUCUGAAAGCUAGCCGCGUACAAAAUUGCAAGCAUGGUAAUGCAGCGGCAGCAUGGUUUUAGUUUUCACGUUGGAGUUCGGUCACCACCAAAGCCAAAAAAUACAUACAACAACAACAACAACAACAACAACAACAACAACAACGAGUUCGGUUUGGUGUUUGGUGUUGACACUGUUCAUAAAGGUUGAGGGUAGUGGCGGGUCGCUGCGCCAUCU